ACUCUUCUCUUCGCCAGGGUCACUGAUGCUUUUAUUGCUCCAUAUAUCUUGGCCACGAUGUGCUUCAGAAGAGACGCCGGGAACACAUAGAGGAAAGGAGCACAAAGUGUGGUUUUCUUAUGAUCUUAAAGAGACUUGAGCCUCACGUGGCAGGUGAGGGCUGAUGGCCGGAGCAUGCCAUGUGUUAGAGCGCUGAGGCAGUGGGAGGUCAGGCCCACGUCUCCUCUGCUGGGGAUCAGACGCACCAGGACCCUGAUGUGGCAGCGGAUACGGGGUCUAGCCAGGGCUUGCCGACACGGUGUGGGGUACAGGGUGAACUACAAUGACCCGGUCCAAGAGGAGCAGGAGAUGGUGUGCAUUGAGCCCAUGGGAUCAGAGCGGAUGGAGAUGCGAAAGAGGCAGAUGUCGGUGCAGCAGGAGUCUGCAGCGGGGGGAACUGCACCGGCCCAGCAGGGCCAGCCGGGCCAGGCCAAUCCACGGGGCUCAAAUGCAUGUUGCUUCUGCUGGUGCUGCUGCUGUAGCUGUUCCUGGAAUGAAGACCAGGAUGAUAGGAACCGAAAGGCUUCUUAUGACGUUAAAGAGGGGACCGCUGACUGUGAAGACUGUCCUAAGCCGACGCUGGAGGAGGUGCGCUCAUGGGGGCAGUCAUUUGACAAGCUGAUGUGUUGCCCGGCGGGAAGGAACUCCUUCCGACUGUUUCUUCGGACUGAGUUCAGCGAGGAGAACAUGCUCUUCUGGUUAGCCUGUGAGGAGUUCAGCAACGAGGCUAAUAAGAGUGUGGUAGAGGAGAAGGCUCGGGUCAUCUAUGAGGACUAUAUCUCCAUUCUCUCGCCUAAAGAGGUAAGCCUCGACUCCCGUGUGCGAGAGACGAUCAACAGGAACAUGCAGGAGCCCAACUUGCACACGUUCGACGAAGCCCAGCUCCAGAUUUACACACUAAUGCAAAGAGACUCGUAUCCCCGCUACAUGAACUCCCCAGCCUACAAAAACCUGCUCAACACUCUAUCAGAGCAGUCUCCUGAAUCUUAGGGUGGUGAUGACCUGUGCUCUUUCAACUCUCUUUAUCCCCCUCCGCUCAAACAGCCUCUUUCCUUAACCAUUUUUUAAACAUUUUUCUUUGUAUGUUCAGUGUAGGAUUACAUUAACCGGGCCUCGGGCCUGGCCCCUCCCAGGGAUAUCAGCGCUAUUGUGAUCUGCACCUGACCGAAGACACUCAGGUCUCAAAAUCUCCCGAGGGCUCGACAUCACAAGUACUGCUACAGAUCAACAUAGCGAAACACUCCAAAGGAAUAUGAUUACAUCUUUUUCUUUCUUUUGAUAGAAAUAAUCUAUUUUAUUUGUGUUGAGUUUUUUAUGGUCCGUUGUUUUUUUGUAUGAUUGUUUGGGGGGGAAAGUAUUCCUACUGUAGACUAUAUAUUUAUGAGUUUGUAAAUAGUGAAAAUGGAAUUGUGGGUUAUUUUAUGUAUAGACGCCUGGUUCUAUAUACUGCGUAUGAAAAUCAAAGCUCAAGUCAAAGGCUACAUGUUAGCUGUACUUGCAGGCAGCUUUGUGGGGUACUGUAUGAUUUUACCUUGGUUUCCCCUUUGUUUUGUUACCUAACCUCACACUUUGGUACCUGUGACAGUGACUUGGCAACUCCAGUUCAUGUAGAAAAUGUGUGAGAUUGAAACAGCUGUAGGUGUGGUUACAAGUGAAGUAACGGAAAAGGGAAGAUAGCUUUUGUUAAGUUGAGUUUUCUUUUUCUUUUAAAAACCUGAACUCAAUGAUGACAGGAUAUUCAAACUGUCUUUACUUAAUCUUAACCACAGAGGAUUUGUGUCACUCACUUCACACCUCAUGAGUAUGGGACUAAUAUAUUUUUACCAUUGUGAUAUAUGAACGGAAAUAAUUUUAUUUACCAGAAAAUGUAUUUAUUGCUUAUUGAUCUAUUGCCAAUACGGAAAUAAAACAAGAACAAACUAUAUUUAUUUAUAAAUGGGGUAAACUAUACUGCAAGGUCACUGUGUAGAGAAAUAUAGAGUAAUUGGGUAACACUUUACUUUAUGUCUGUAAUUUCCUAAAUUCAUGGAAGUCCUGAUAAGCCUGUUUGGCAGUUGUUUAAAUAAAUUGAACAUUAAAUGUGUAGUACGUAAA
Molecule: messenger RNA, 2133 nt
Organism: Labrus mixtus (cuckoo wrasse)
Lineage: Eukaryota; Metazoa; Chordata; Actinopteri; Labriformes; Labridae
Gene: rgs20
Product: regulator of G protein signaling 20
Exons: 5
Coding region: 175-1029 (284 amino acids)
Source: RefSeq, a predicted model, not a curated record